AUGCCUCGUACAUUUGAGGAGGAAUGCGCCUUCAUCGAACGAGUAUCGGAAUGCGUUGGUGGAUUCCUCCCUGCUGUUCGCCAAUUGGGCAACGUUGCUGCUCUGCCUGGAAUUGUUGGUCACUCGAUUGGGCUUCCUGACAUUCAUUCAGGAUACGGGUUUUCUAUUGGUAAUAUCGCGGCAUUUGAUGUUUCGGACAAGAAGUCAGUGAUAUCGCCA
Messenger RNA from Ostertagia ostertagi, 219 nucleotides. Lineage: Eukaryota; Metazoa; Nematoda; Chromadorea; Rhabditida; Trichostrongylidae. The record is from the annotation of a GenBank genome assembly.